Molecule: messenger RNA, 1091 nt
Organism: Saccoglossus kowalevskii
Lineage: Eukaryota; Metazoa; Hemichordata; Enteropneusta; Harrimaniidae
Product: sulfotransferase 1B1-like
Molecular function (GO): sulfotransferase activity
Source: RefSeq, a predicted model, not a curated record
AUGCCAGAAACAGACGACUUAACCCCUCCAUUUGAAAAGACCUACUACUACGACGGAAGGAAGGAUAGACUAAUGGUAACCGCUAUGCACAGCGAUAGCAUAGACGCACUGAAAGACUUCGAAGUUAGAGACGAUGAUGUGUAUGUUGUAACUUACCCGAAAGCAGGUACGACAUUCAUUCUCGAGAUCGUGGAUGCUAUUAUGCAUAGGGGAAACAUCGACGAAAUCAAAGGAAAAAAGAUGACGGAUAAACUUAAUCUGAUCGAAAUAGGCCCGGCACCAGGCAUCGAAAUCGCUACGUAUAAAAAGUUGUCAACGUGGAAGUCACCUCGACAAAUCCAGACUCAUCUGCCAGUUGAUUUGAUGCCACCGCAAGUGUUCACCAAAAAACCUAGGAUUAUCCUUGUAUCAAGGAAUCCCAGAGACUGUUGCAAAUCUCUCCAUGGAUGGCAUGCGACUACAAACUUUUUAGAGCCAUGCGACUGGGACUAUUUGGUUGAUCGUUUUGUAGAAGGCCAGGUUAUCUUUGGAUGCUGGUUCGAACACCUGGCAGACUGGCUUAAGCUGAGCGGCAGGGACAACUUCCUACAUUUGAAGUACGAAGACAUCAAAGAGGAUCGCCAAGGUGCAUCGGAGACUGUUGCUAAGUUCCUUGGGUACGACCUGGCGCCUGAAGAGAUGAAGAGAGUCGUAGAACAUACCGAUUUUAAUAACAUGAAAGAAUAUAUGAAAACAGUAACAGAACGUGAGGUGUUCCUGCGUGAAAAUAGGCAUUGGCAACGCAAAGGAAUUGUGGGCGACUGGAAGUCACAUUUCACAGUUGCCCAAGAUGAAAAAUUCAAGGAAUGGGAGCAGCGUAAAUGUAAGGAGUAUGGAAUUGAUUUCACUCAAUACUACACCAAGACACCUAAUAAAUAGAGACUCUCAACUUGGAGAGCCCACUUUAUAGAAGUUACAUGUAAAGUGUGAACAACAUAUCCAUUCAAAUAUCGAUGAUUACUAGUCGUACUGGUAGAUGCAAGACACAAAACAAACUAGUCGUAUAUUCCCAGCUCUAUUUUAAUGUCUUAAAAUAUAAUGAAACAUUGGGA